Orbicella faveolata is the source of this 1277-nucleotide messenger RNA. RefSeq lists its product as uncharacterized. The record is from RefSeq and is a predicted model, not a curated record. NCBI's taxonomy places the organism in Eukaryota, Metazoa, Cnidaria, Anthozoa, Scleractinia, Merulinidae. Gene Ontology annotation, biological process: regulation of GTPase activity. Gene Ontology annotation, molecular function: small GTPase binding; GTPase activator activity.
GGAUUCAGAGACAUGCGGCAGUUUUUGAGAGAUUGAUGAGACAGAGAAGAACCAAGCUUUACAAACACUUGGAAGCGCAAUGUGUAUUACCGCUGAUGUACUUGACGCCGUGGUUCAUGGCCCUGUUUACAUCUCUACCCUGUUGGGACGCUGUACUCGCUAUCUGGGACAUGCUUCUGUUGGAAGGUAUGUCGGUGAUCUUCCAAGUUGCCCUCGCCUUGUUGGAUGUGCUCUCAGUUGAGAUUCUACCGCUGACAGAAAUAGCGCAAGUUUUGCCAAUCUUGCUGCAUCCUCCAGCAAGUCUGGUAACUCGUGAAAAGUUAGUUACAGCGAUCUGGAAAGUGAAACCGAUUCCGAAGUGGGAAAUCGACUCAAUUCAAGCUGUGAUAGACGAAGAAAAAGAAAAUCUUCAAGCUAAGAGAAGUAAAAGAAGUUUGAACGACCAUGACGCCGGAAACAGGAGAAAAAAACAACGAACACUCAGCAACCAACCUUCUCAAGCCCUGCCUGAACCGUCCUUUUUCCAACGCUUCAUUGGGCUGUUUUCAUCAAAAGAAGAGCCUGAGAUUCAAUUCAAAACCAACGACAUAGAGAUGACCACAUUUUCAGUCGUCAGCGGUCAGAGCCCGGAUGUACUGAUGCCUGCGUUAUGUUGUUCAGCGGCAGGAAGAACACUGAAUAGAAGAGGUAGUCCUAGGAGACCCUUAGCCCGGUCCAGACGUCAGCGAAAUAAGGCGUCACAGAGAAGGUCCAACAAUGGGAAGGAUAUGUUAAGAAAACGUCAAGUGGUGUGUCAGGGAACUCUGGGGAGUCCUGUGAGGAGAAAUCAGCGGUUAGCAGGACUACGAACCCCGGUGGGGACAAAAGGCAAAUCUCCCAGCAGUCUGGUGCGAAGUUCUGCCACAAAUCAACACGCCUUCAAGCUUUUCAACACUCCGACACCUUUGAGGCGUUCUCAGGUCAGACCUCUUCGUCAGCAUUCCUCGCCAUCCCGCGCGUUAUCCCGAGAGUCAUCGCCAAGGUCCGUCGGGUCACCUGACCUCUGUGCGUCCCCGGAUGUGGAAAUGACGUCAUUUGAUCUCACAGAGAAGAGGCUGGACUUUUCAGAGAAAUAAAUGCUUGUGCGUUGUAUGAAGCUUCUCUGGAUGACAUUGUUCAUCUACAUUUACAAAAUAUUUCAACACACCAAGCUUUCAGGCGGUGAUUUAUUGGAUUAUAGAAUAUCGGAUCCGUUAUAAGCCUGUGGAGACUAACUAACGGGUGUUUAGAGACCCAUA